AUGAGCUUCGAAUUGAGUGGGCUUUCGGUCGACUACGAGGUGCCAAAAGGAAAGGAACGUGUGGCCGAGGAGGCGUUCAAUCAAUUGUUGGCCUCGUUCAACCUCGACACGAGCACGCUCACAUCCACCGCAUCGACCACCAACAUCGAAAGCACGCCUCGAAUCAAUGUUACAAACAGCGACGUUGACAUCAAGCCGUUGGAAUUGAGUGAACUCGAGGAAGAGGUCAUCGUUCACUGUCGAGUCAUCACCGGACUAAACCCAGCAAAAGAAUGGAAGCCAAUAAUGGUGAAACUGGAAUACGAGGUGGUGAACACGAUUCGAAUGGCCGAUUUGGUGGCUCUAUUGAUGAAAGAUCCGAAACUCGAUUUGCCUCCUGGAGCCUACAGUCUACGCGUUUUUCGGGCCAACGCAACCGAGUUUUUGGAUCCAAUCGAGAUGCAUUGGGAAAAGGAUGCGGGUCGUCGAUUGUACCGGGUUUUCAAAGGCACAAAGGCCUGUCGUACUCACCGUUUGCUCAUCGAUUUGACCCUUCGCAGUGUUGCGCCAGCUAAGACCACGAAGUCUCUCUGGCGAGUGGCUGUGCAUCCGAGCUUUCCUUCUAUCAAAGACGGAAACACAAUGCGUUCAAAGGACCAAAAGCAGCCAUUCAUCAAAAAAAAAGGCCCUUUAGAUCGCAAAUCGCAGCUUCAAAUAGAUUUUUUAAAAUACAUUCGUUUUUCUAACAUUUCUUUGAUUGUGCAUUCUCGGAAGUCUUGUUCU
This is a messenger RNA of Mesorhabditis belari, 762 nucleotides long. The record is from the annotation of a GenBank genome assembly. Lineage: Eukaryota; Metazoa; Nematoda; Chromadorea; Rhabditida; Rhabditidae.